This is a messenger RNA of Puccinia triticina, 708 nucleotides long. RefSeq lists its product as uncharacterized. NCBI's taxonomy places the organism in Eukaryota, Fungi, Basidiomycota, Pucciniomycetes, Pucciniales, Pucciniaceae. The record is from RefSeq and is a predicted model, not a curated record. The coding region runs from base 1 to 708 and encodes 235 amino acids. The transcript is spliced from 4 exons.
AUGGCGUUAACAGUGGUGUCAACACCAUGCCCCUUUGACGCCACCACCACAGCCUCAGGUUCAACCACACAAUCCAGUCCGUCCCCGGUCCGGGUUGGAGGAAGAGGCGGUGGUCAAGUAGGACCAACAGAGCUUGUAGAUUGUCCUGAUCAAAUGGAUCACCUCCCUCGUCGCCGUCUUUGUGCCAAGCUUGAUUCAUUGUACCUCCGCCCGACGCCAGCUCACCGCGAUCUCCCGGCUGCUCUUCAACAAUGGUACCUUCGCCCAAAGCCAGCUCACUCCAGCCCGCUCGCCCGAUCUUUGCAAGAGCCAUCCACUACUGACCAUCGUCACGCGCAGGGGAGAGCGGACGAAGACGAGCCAAGUGAAAUCAAGGGGAACCUGGCCUUCUGGUCCUCCAGGUCCGCCGCCUGGACCUCCAAAACCGCCGCGACUCCCGCCACCACCUUUGUCAAACUCAUCGCCAAAGUCGACAUCCUUGCCCUCCCGCCCAUCGUCUCCAUCGACUUCGUCCAGCGCUUCUUUGCCUACCAUGUCGCCGCUGCCCUUGUCCUCCUCUUCCAGCACAACAUGCAUCCCCUCCCCGACUCAAUUCUUGCCAGAACUUGCAGGCUCAAGCUCUGCUUGGACACGCCUAGAGACCUUGCUAGCUACCUUCCUCAAAGCUCCCAUUUUCAUCUCAGGCUUGGUUUGGUUGAUUGGCUCUAG